Molecule: messenger RNA, 705 nt
Organism: Strongylus vulgaris
Lineage: Eukaryota; Metazoa; Nematoda; Chromadorea; Rhabditida; Strongylidae
Source: the annotation of a GenBank genome assembly
UGCGUCUUUUUUGGAUCAGACGGCUCGGAGAAUGCCGAGGCCCCGCCAAGAAUAAAGGAGGUUUUGGAAGAUAUCGAAAGUCGCCUGUUAAGAUGUGAAGUCGAAAACCAUGUUGGGGACUUAGGACGGCUCACUGUGCCAAAGCCUUGCUCAGGAUUAAAUCUGAACCAUGUGGACGAAUUGUUCGGAGCUAUUGAGAGAAUCGUAGCUGUCGAAUCCCUGGAGUUUGUGGCACGCCAGCUUGACCUUGUUCGGCCUGUGAUGGAAUCCUUACUUCCUUCUACGAAUGAAGACAUGCUUGCUGAGUUGGAUAACUUCUAUGCGAAGAUAGUGUCAGUUGUCCCAGAAACUCGACGUUUGGUGUUUGAUUGUAUUGCGAGUCGUGCUCUCAAACUUCCUGUACUUAUCGCAGCGGUUUCAAAUACAAAGUGGGACAUAAAUGAACUGCAAACUCAACAUAGCAACUACGUGGAUUUCCUUAUAAAGGACUUCGAAGCAUUUUCACUCCGUUUGGAUCAUAUAGCUGAGUGUUUCAAUCUCAGUGACUCUAUUCGCAUCCUUUUGUGGGACAGAACAAUUUAUUACACAUUCAGAGCCUUGGUUCAAGGGUAUUGUGAAGGAGGAAAGUGUUCAACAGAAGGCCGCGCGUUGAUGCAACUCGAUUUUCAGCACUUAUUGCUUAAGGUGUUCCUUCCCAACAUUUAA